AUAUAUAUAUAUAUAUAUAUAUUAGCGAAUCAUGUAUACGUACGAAAAUAUUUGCUCUUACCAGGCCAUGGAUUAUAAGCGUGAUUCAAUUUGGUUAUUUCUUGGUGAAUUCAUUAAACCUGUCAAAUAAAUAGUUGCGAUCAGCUUGCUUGGAUUCUGGUUUCUUCUAUGUUAUCAAUCAUGGAAUCAGUGAGGAAUUCAUGGAUGAGGUUUUUUCCCAAAGCAAAAGGUUCUUUGAUCUACCCAUAAAGGAAAAAAUGAAGCUUCUAAGGAACAAGAAGCAUCGAGGAUAUACCCCUGUUCUAGAUGAACGUUUGGAUCCCAUCAAUCAAGUACAAGGAGAUUACAAGGAGGGAUAUUAUAUUGGUGUUGAAGUACCUGAUGAUGAUUCUGACAUAGAGAAGCCAUUUUACGGGCCAAAUGUUUGGCCCUCGACAGAUAUUUUGCCUGGAUGGAGGCAAACUAUGGAGAAAUACCAUCGAGAAGCACUUGAGGUGGCAAAAGCAAUUGCAAGACUCAUAGCCCUUGCACUUGACCUUGGGGGAAACUUUUUUGAUCAGCAAGAAAUGCUUGGCAAGCCUAUUGCCAAUUUGCGCCUGCUACAUUAUGAAGGUCUAAUAUCUGAUCCCACAAAGGGAUUAUAUGGAGCCGGUGCCCAUUCUGAUUUUGGUUUGAUUACCCUCUUGGCCACGGAUGAUGUUUCUGGUCUCCAAAUAUGCAAGCAUAAGGAUGCCAAACCUCAGAUCUGGGAAUAUGUGGCACCAUUAAAAGGGUGGUUGGCUCAAACACGUAUGGUGGAUCCCAUCUUGCCAACAAGUGGAAUCAAAAGCAUGUUGGGCUCUUCCAUUGUGGACUCUUCAUCUUCCCGACAAAUUGCAUUCUUUGUGGAGCCUAAUCACGAUUGCCUUGUUGAAUGCUUGCCAACAUGCCAGUCACCGGAGAACCCUCCCAA
Messenger RNA from Ilex paraguariensis (yerba mate), 952 nucleotides. Lineage: Eukaryota; Viridiplantae; Streptophyta; Magnoliopsida; Aquifoliales; Aquifoliaceae. The record is from the annotation of a GenBank genome assembly.